GAAAUAAAACGUAGAAUUACUAUCUCGCUGAUUUACCACAUACACACCGGGUGGUCUAUUUAUAGUCAUUUGUCUGUCGACGCGCGUGAGUGUGUAGACCUCUACUGUUGAUCGAAGACGGUGUAUUGUGUGCAUGUCAGAGUGCUCUAUGCCCCGUGCGCUCCAGAACCUUUACCGACAGACGAACGUGGGCUGCUCUGCUCAGCUGGAUCUUGUGUUUGCGUAGACUGCUCCACUGCGCUCUGAGCAGAGAAAGUGCAGGUAAUUCUGCUGCAAUUAUAAGCACAGGCUGAGCACACCACGACCUGCCUUGUCUUUGAUCUCUGGAAAGGCGAUGGAUUUUCAUGAAAAUAAAGCAGAGGGAGACGACCACACUAGACUGGUAUGUCAGGAGCAGUACGGCUCUGCGCAGAGGAAGAACAACUUUGUACUUGACGAGACUGACCAGAAGCUCCACAAAGUCGACAAGUCUGCGAACUAUAGCUCAGUGAAGCAGGUGUUUAGUAACAUAUUUCUUCCUCAAGGAUAUCCUGACAGUGUUAGUGAUGACUACCUCACCUACCAGAUAUGGGACACGGUGCAGGCGUUUGCCAGUAGCAUUACAGGGACUCUGGCGGCCUAUGCUGUUCUCAAAGGUGUGGGUGUUGGUGACGAAACGGCCACUGUGCUGGGUGCUACCAUGACAUGGUUACUGAAAGAUGGUGCUGGCAUGAUGGGGAGAAUACUUUUUGCUUGGAUGAAAGGGACUGGUCUGGAUUGUGAUGCAAAGAGAUGGAGGUUAUUUGCUGACUUCCUGAACGACUUGGCUUUUUUCCUGGACAUCCUGGCCCCAACUUUCGGAAAUUAUUUCACCUUCGUAGUUUGUGUCUCUGGCGUUUUUAGGAGCAUUGUGGGUGUUGCGGGCGGGGCAACGCGAGCAGCACUGACCCAGCACCAGGCGCGGAGGAACAAUAUGGCUGACGUCUCAGCAAAGGACGGUAGCCAGGAGACGCUGGUCAACCUGAUAGCCUUGCUGUGCAAUCUGGUGCUGGUUCCUCUGGUCAGCGGCCAGCAGUAUUUGGUGUGGCCGCUGUACGUAGUCUUCACGUUCCUGCAUAUUUUCGCCAACUACAAGGCUGUGGCCGCGGUGCGCAUGGAGACCAUAAAUCAGACCCGGCUCUACUUCAUCACGCGGUGGUACCUGGAGAAGGAGGAGGUGCUGGAUGUGAAGACGGUCAACCAACUAGAGCCUGUGAUCUUCCCAAUCAGGAGAACUAUGAAUAUCAACCUGGGUGUUUCGUUUUCUGAAAUCACACAGAGUGGAGUAUCAUUCGCAGUUCUGAGAGACGUGUAUGAGAGGAGCAUGACGGAAUACAUUCUUGGAGUGGAUUUCAAGAGAAGAGAAAUCAACAUCGUUUUGUCCCAGUCUUCAGACACGCUGGAUCAACUUCAGGCGUGUUUCCAUGCGGAGCUCAUCAACUUCAUUGUGGAGAAAGUUCAGAAGGGAGAGGAACUCACUUCAAAACUGCAAAAGUUAGGCAAGCUGGUGGAAGAAUCCUUACAUUCUGAGUCUGAAAACCAAGCCCUGUUCCAGUCGAUCCUGAGCACGUCCCUGCUGUACACAGAGGGCUACAUGAAUGCCUGGACGCGCGGCCUGCACACUCAGGGCUGGGUCACGGAGACGGCCCUGCUGGCCGCGGAUGAGUGGAGGGCUCUCUGGGACUUUGAGUAUCUGGAGGAUAAGAAGCACGGAUAGGUGGAGGGAGAUUGGUGUUUUCACACGGGCGUGCGUGUAUGUGCUCGUUUGUUUACGUGGAUACUGUGCAUAUGCACACACAAGGACCCACACUCUCUCACUCACAUAGAUAUGCAACAUAUUCUUUCUAUCUAUCUA
Aplysia californica (California sea hare) is the source of this 1873-nucleotide messenger RNA. Its product is annotated as RUS family member 1. The transcript has 15 exons. Lineage: Eukaryota; Metazoa; Mollusca; Gastropoda; Aplysiida; Aplysiidae. The record is from RefSeq and is a predicted model, not a curated record. Bases 335 to 1735 code for a protein of 466 amino acids.